Bolinopsis microptera is the source of this 1038-nucleotide messenger RNA. Its product is annotated as pyridoxal phosphate homeostasis protein-like. Bases 99 to 818 code for a protein of 239 amino acids. Gene Ontology annotation, molecular function: pyridoxal phosphate binding. The record is from RefSeq and is a predicted model, not a curated record. Gene Ontology annotation, cellular component: intracellular anatomical structure. NCBI's taxonomy places the organism in Eukaryota, Metazoa, Ctenophora, Tentaculata, Lobata, Bolinopsidae. The transcript has a single exon.
CUGACUUGAUUUGUAAAAGCUUCAAUCUUAUACUGUGUAAACUAAUCGUGACCUGUACUUCAUAUAGACUGGCGAAUGUCAAUAGGGAUAAUAUUUUCAUGUUAAAAAUUGUUCGAGGCUACUCUCUCAUGGCAUCUAUUCGAUCAAAUCUGUCAUCUAUAAAAGAAGAGAUAGCUAAAAGUGGAAAUUGUGAACGUGUGCGGUUAGUGGCUGUAAGUAAAACGAAACCUGCUGCUGACUUAGAGGUCGCCUAUGAGGCUGGACAGAGGGUGUUUGGUGAGAAUUACAUUAAUGAGCUGGUAGAGAAAAGUCAUACUCUAGCCCAUCUUGGUGACAUCAAAUUCCAUUUUAUCGGUAACUUACAAAAAAAGAACUGUCCAAAGUUAACUACUUGUAAAAAUCUGUCUAUUGUGGAAACAGUUGGCUCAGAAAAAGUAGCAAGAGCUUUGAACAAUGGGUGGAAGAAAAAUGGCGAUGGUAGUACCCUGGACAUUUUCAUUCAAAUUAAUACAAGUCGAGAAGAACAAAAAAGUGGCUGUAUGCCUGAAGAAACUAUAAGCUUAGCUAACUUUGUCAAAUCAGAAUGUGAUGUAUUGAGUUUAAAAGGAGUUAUGACGAUUGGAGCAUUUGGGUAUGACUGGAGUCAAGGUGAUAAUCCUGAUUUCAUAGAGCUUCUCAAGUGUCACAAAGAACUGUGUGAACAUUUUGGUCAGGAUCUUGAAAUCUCCAUGGGCAUGUCUGACGACUUCGGUAAAGCAAUCGAGAUGGGUAGUACCAAUGUGAGAGUUGGCAGCAAGAUAUUUGGUGCUAGGAACUAAUUUUAAAAACUGAGUUUGAAUUGGACAUGAUACUUUUUUGGAUGAUGUUUAUUGUUUAACUAGGUUAUUUUACAUCACUAAUUUUUGUGAUACUGUAAAUUUCUGUGAGUGACCCUUACAAAUCUUGAAAAUUUGCAGGGAUGUUUUUGCUGAGAUACUUCAAAUUGGAGUUUUAAAUUAUACAAUAUUAUAUGUACGUACAUUUAAAUGAAAUCAAAGA